Dufourea novaeangliae is the source of this 2603-nucleotide messenger RNA. RefSeq names its product probable ATP-dependent DNA helicase DDX11. NCBI's taxonomy places the organism in Eukaryota, Metazoa, Arthropoda, Insecta, Hymenoptera, Halictidae. Gene Ontology annotation, biological process: nucleobase-containing compound metabolic process; establishment of sister chromatid cohesion. Gene Ontology annotation, cellular component: nucleus. Bases 9 to 2603 code for a protein of 864 amino acids. The record is from RefSeq and is a predicted model, not a curated record. The transcript has 7 exons. Gene Ontology annotation, molecular function: DNA binding; hydrolase activity, acting on acid anhydrides, in phosphorus-containing anhydrides; DNA helicase activity.
UAAACAAUAUGCAGAGUAAUGAAGAAUUUCCAUUCCCUUUCCCACCGUAUCCCAUACAAAAUCAAUUUAUGAAAGAAUUAUAUAAGUGUUUGGAAAACGCUAAUUUAGGAAUCUUUGAAAGUCCAACGGGUACUGGUAAAUCUAUGUCAAUUAUUUGCGGUGCUGUAAAAUGGCUAAUAGACCACGAAGAGUUGCAAAAAAAUCUGUUAAACUCUGAAAUUGCGGAACUCGAUGAGAAAAUAAAGAAAUAUUCCAAUACUUCUGAUGAUUGGGUGUUCGUCCAGACUGAACAAAUGCAAUUGAACACUAAAAGACAAGCUCUUCAAACAAAACUCAAUAGUAUCCUUCAAUACGAACGUAAGAAAAAUGCACUGAAGGAAACAAUAAAAAACGUAAAUAAUAGGAAGAAAUUAAACAAUAGGAAAAAAACUAGCAAUACAAAGCAAGGAAAGGAAACAAACGAGUUACCAGUCGACAAGUUGGAUGUACCAGCAAAAAGUAUUGAAGAAGAACUACUUUUAGAAGAUAUAAUUGAGACUUCAGAUAAUUCUGAAGGUGAAGAGGAGGAAGAAGAAAUUUAUGAAAACACCAAAAUCUUUUUUUGUUCAAGGACUCAUUCUCAGUUAUCACAGUUCAUAGGAGAACUGAAGAAAAGUCCUUAUUCAAAACUUGUAUCUGUUAUUACAUUGGCAUCUAGACAGAAUUAUUGUAUUAACACAAAUAUAAGAAGACUGAAACAUUUAAAUUUAAUGAAUGAACAUUGCUUGCAACUGCAAAAGAAAAAAACAACCACAAAAGAAGAGAAAGACCUGAAAAGAAAAAAAAUAGGGACUAGUUGUCCAUUUAUGCCAGGUGAUCAAGAUUUACUGAUAGGAGAAACUUUAACACAAAUUCAGGAUGUUGAGGAAAUUGCACAGAAAGGAGAAAAUAUUAAAACAUGUGCAUAUUAUGCAUCAAGAAAGGCUAUUCCGCAUGGUCAGCUUAUAUUAGUCCCAUAUAAUUCCAUAUUACACAAAAACACUAGGAAUAGUUCAGAAAUUAAACUGAAAGGAAACAUAUUAAUAAUUGAUGAGGCCCAUAAUUUACUCGAUGCUAUUGAAAGAAUGCACAGUGUCAUGGUUACAGGUAGAAAUAUAUUGCACUGUUACAGUCAACUUACACAGUAUCAGACAAGAUUUCAAGCACUGUUCUCUGCUAAAAGCGUUCUAUAUUUAAGUCAAUUAAGCUUUUAUUUAAGAAAGCUUUUAACCAUUUUUGGAGCAACUUCAAAGUCGAAUCCAAAUGAUGAUCUUACCAUAGAAGUAGCUCCAAAACUCUACAAAUUGGAAGAGUUUGAAGUUAUGACAGAAAUUGAUACUGUAAAUGUAUUUGAGUUGUUAAAAUUUAUUAAGAAUUCUCGAUUGAGUCAUAAACUGCAAGGUUUCAUGGAACAAUAUGGAAAUCAAGUGAAAAUUCAUAAAAGUAGCACAAAAACAUCAGGUGUAACACAAUUUCUAAGUUCCAUUAAAAGCAAAAGUUCAGAACCGAAUGAAUCUGAUACAGUUACAAAAACAGUGUCAGAUGAACAACAAUCAAAUAAUCCAUUGAUAUCGAUUGUCAGCUUUUUAGAAUGCUUACAAAAUAGUUGUAGCGAUGGACGCAUAUUUAUUGUUCCUGGUUUGACUGUUGGGCAAAGCGUCGUAAAAUUUCUGUUAUUAAAUCCUGCAGCCCAUUUUUACGAUAUUGUAAGAGAUGCCAGAUCUAUAAUAUUAGCUGGUGGAACAAUGGAACCAAUGGAUGAAUUUACAGAGCAAUUAUUUAUAGCGGCAGGGGCUGCACCUGAGAGAAUUAUCACUUUUUCAUGUAACCAUGUAGUUCCCCAAGAAAAUAUAGCAUGCAGUAUCGUAUCACGUGGUCCAACUGGUAUUGAAUUUGAAUUUAACUUUAAAAAUCAACAAAAUACAAACCUGUUAAAUGAACUGGGGAGGGCGUUAGUGAAUAUAUGUAAUAUUGUACCAGCUGGAAUUGUAGUGUUUUUACCAUCAUAUAAUUUUGAGGAAUUAAUGUAUAAACAUUUUGAUAAAUCUGGUGUUAUAACAAAAAUUUCUUCAAAGAAGUGUAUUUUUCGAGAAACCAAAUCAGCUUCUCAGGUAAAUGAAAUUUUGGAACAGUAUGCACUUUGUGUUAAAAAACCAAAAAGUCCAAAAAAUGGAUCAUUGUUAUUUAGUGUAGUAGGUGGUAAAUUAAGUGAAGGUUUAAAUUUUUCUGAUGAUUUGGGUAGAUGUGUUAUAGUUGUUGGAAUGCCUUAUCCAAAUAUUACGUCAUUAGAACUACAAGAAAAAAUGAAGUAUUUAAACGAAAACAUUAAACCGAAUGCUGGUCAAAACUUCUAUGAAAAUGCCUGCAUGAAAGCAGUGAAUCAAUGUAUUGGGCGAGCUAUCCGACACAUUAAUGAUUACUCGACAGUAUUAUUGUUUGACAAACGAUAUUCCAAAAAAAUUAAAACACUCCCACAGUGGAUUCAAAGUACAGUAACCGUUCAUGAAACUUUCGGUACCAUGAUCGGUAGUUUGGCUAAAUUUUUUAUUAAAAAAAGGAAUAAAUCCACUACAAACUACAAUUAA